Gossypium arboreum is the source of this 375-nucleotide messenger RNA. RefSeq lists its product as uncharacterized. The record is from RefSeq and is a predicted model, not a curated record. The coding region runs from base 1 to 375 and encodes 124 amino acids. Gene Ontology annotation, molecular function: nucleic acid binding; zinc ion binding. NCBI's taxonomy places the organism in Eukaryota, Viridiplantae, Streptophyta, Magnoliopsida, Malvales, Malvaceae. The transcript has 2 exons.
AUGGCAUGUUCACCAGAUGAUUAUUUGAGAGGUGUUGUGUCGCUACUGAAAGAAGAAGCUUACAAUUGGUGGGAAACAAUCAAGACAGUGGUGCCGACUUUUCCGGUGAAGAAAUCUAGAGAAGAAUUUAGUAGGGCCACUUCAAUGCUGGAAAGAUUGAGAAAGAAAAGAUCAAGACAAUCUGAUUCCAGGAAAUUUGGUAGACCUGCAGCUAGUAUGAGCAGUGUUCAAAAUGCCCCUCAACUUAAGUGUCAGUAUUGUGGAAGAAAUCACCUUGGUGAGUGUUGGAGCAAGACAGGAGCUUGUUAUAGGUGUGGAUCUACUGAUCAUUUCAUUCGAGAAUGUCCCCAACUACAAAGAGAUGAAGUAGAGUAG